AUGACCAUCUCCAUCCACCCCGACCUCCCAGCGCACCAACGCGCCGCCAUCCGUCACGGAACCGGCGAAACGGCCACCACAUCCAUCAAAUCCAUCCCCAUCGACCAGCCCGGUCCAGGCCAAAUCCUCGUCAAAAUCAACUGGACCGGGCUCUGCGGGUCUGACAAAUCGCUGCUCCACGACGAGUGGAAAGACUUUGGCCUCACCAUGAUGGACCAGACGAAGGGUAUCGCGGGCCACGAAGGCGCCGGGAUCGUGGUCGCCGUGGGCGAAGACAUGCACCGACGGUGGAAAGUGGGCGAUCGCGCCGGUGUGAAGUGGAUCGCUGCGACGUGCGGGGAGUGCGAGUUCUGUCUCAAUGGCGUCGAUGAGGUCCAUUGCGUCAAUCAGAUUAAUAGUGGCUUUUCGGCCCCCGGCACGUUUCAGGAAUAUUGUCUUGCCGAUGGGCGCUAUAGUUCGAGGAUUCCGGAUGGGGUGAGUGAUGAGGAGGCUGGGCCGGUUAUGUGUGGUGGUGUGACGGCUUAUACGGCUUGUAAACGAUCCGGCGUGAAACCCGGGCAGUGGAUUGUUCUCCCCGGUGCGGGAGGCGGACUAGGCCAUUUGGCAAUCCAGUACGCACGGGCGAUGGGAAUGCGCGUGAUUGCCAUCGACGGAGGAGAACAGAAGCGAGAGCUAUGCGAGAAGCUCGGAGCGGAGGUAUUCAUUGACUUUACCAAAACAGCCGAUAUUGCGGCCGAGAUCAUGAAGAUCACGACGCAUGGCGCGCAGGGCGUCAUUGUCACCGCGGCCACUAAACAGGCAUAUGCGACAGCACCGACAUUCCUGCGACCGAACGGAACCGUCGUUGUGGUGGGUUUGCCCAAGGAUGCAUCGAUUCUGGCGGGCGCAGCGCCAAUGUUGAUGGCGCUGAAGAGGCUGAAUAUCGUUGGGAAUAUCACGGGCAGUUUGAAGGACGUGGAAGAGGCGCUUGACUUCACGGCGCGGGGAAUCGUUCGUCCGGUUCUGGUCAAGGGGAAGUUGGAAGAUCUGGGCUCGUGGCUUGAGAAGUUGAAGAAUGGUCAGCUGGCUGGUCGGGCGGUUUUGCAAGUUGCUGCAUAA
Molecule: messenger RNA, 1098 nt
Organism: Aspergillus affinis
Lineage: Eukaryota; Fungi; Ascomycota; Eurotiomycetes; Eurotiales; Aspergillaceae
Product: zinc-dependent alcohol dehydrogenase
Exons: 3
Coding region: 1-1098 (365 amino acids)
Molecular function (GO): oxidoreductase activity
Source: RefSeq, a predicted model, not a curated record